Molecule: messenger RNA, 2907 nt
Organism: Symbiodinium sp. CCMP2456
Lineage: Eukaryota; Dinophyceae; Suessiales; Symbiodiniaceae
Source: the annotation of a GenBank genome assembly
AUGGAGUGGGAGGUGGGCUCUGGCCGUGUGUAUAAGAAGCUCUUCAAGCUUAUGCGGCACGUUCGAGAGCAAAACCCAGAGCCGGAGCGCAAACUCAAGGGUAUUUGCAAGAUCGUGGCAGAGAGGAAUAAGCUAUGUGCGGCAGAUGCAGACGAGGAGGAGCAGGAAGAUGAAUGCGGGGAUGAGGGAGAACAGGGAGAGGAGGAAGAGAUGGAAGAUGAUGAGUGUGUGGAUGUUGAGGAUGUAAAGAAGGAUGAGCCCAAGCUCGUCAAGACUCCUCGGGAGUCUCCCGUGCGACGCCUCGCACAGAAGACGGCGGCCAGCUGCGAGGAGGUUCUUUUCCUCGGCACGAAGAAGUCGAAGGAGAAAGAGGAGCUGGAUAAUGUUUUGGAAAAGAUAAAACUUCUUCAAAUCGCUCGGUCUGAUGAGACUCAGCCCAUCGACAUCAAUCUUGUGGAGACCCCCCCGAGCACCUGCAGGCGAAGCCAGGAUUCCACGCCGCCAGCUGCCGCCACGAUGGCAAAGGGGAAGCCGCUGCCAAAGGAUACGGCUGAUCUGCCAGAGGUGGAUCCCUUCCUGCAGAAGCAGCUACGAGCGACUAAGAAGAAAACCUUGGUCAAAGGCAAGCCCAAAAAAACUCCCGCAAAUCCCAAGAAGGCUGCCAAGCCCAAGAAGGCUGCCCAGCCCAAGAAGGCUGCCGCAACGAAGGACAAGAAGCUUAAGGGAAAUGCCAAGGGUGACGCAGCAGCAGCCUCGAAGAAGACGAGCCCGAAGAAUGCCAAGGCGAAGCCUCCCAAGCCGGAUGAUGAUGUUGGCGAGGGUGAGGGUGAAAGACAGCUGGGGUGCCCCACAUGUCGCUUUGGACGCUUAGGCUGCAAGAAAUGCAGGAAUCCGAACUACAGGUCGUUCACCGUCAAGAUGGGGAAGCUCCUGAAGGGGAAGCCGCAACGUGCCCCAGUCCUCACAACGAUAUUUACCGUUGUGGCCUACAUGCCGCUUGAUUAUACCGAGGAGUAUGAAGCCAUGGAGUUAUUUGUGGGGCAGAAAGCUGUGACCACUACGAUGAAUGCCCACGGCCUGAGGGUGGCCUCGAUUGUUUGGGGGCCAGACUCUCUUGAUCUGAUGUGUCAUGGCUUCGAGCUGGCACUGACACUACAGCUGGCAGGGGCUAUGGGCUUCACUUGGACAGUGGAGUACGAGAAGAAGCUGAUUUGGUAUUAUUGCGACGUCGCCUACGAAGGAGUUGCAGCUGCCAAGGACGAGGAGGAGCUCUUUCGUGAGACGGACAUCACGGAGAGUGCCGCCGUCUCUGAGGUGCCGUUCGGCUUGGGAGCAGAGCUUCCAGGCCUGAACUCUGAUGACGAAGCCGACGAUGAUGAGGAAGAUGAUUCUGACGAUGAAGCAGAGGAGACUGCAGAAGCAAAGCCCAAGCUGGGCAAAAGAAAGAGCAAGGACUCGAUGAUGGAGCAGGAGGAGCCCGACGAAGACAUCGAAGGGGUGCCGGACCUCUUGGAUGAGAUCCUGAAGCUCCAGAGCCGAUGCAAAAAGGAAGCAUCGACCUUGACUGGGCACAUCAAGGCUUUGAUGGCGAAGCACGACGAGCUUGCUGAUUUGAAAUCGGCUUACGAUUGCAAUGAGGGCUUCGACUCUGCGAUGACUGUUCUCGCCGGUGUGAAGGCGACUACAGCUGAGCCGAAUGCGAAAGCAGCUGAGACUCCGGCUCCGAAGCGAGCCGCCAAGUCGAAGGCGAAAGGGAAAGCCAAGGCCAAACAGCAGGUUUCUCACGAAAUGGCCGCCGAACUGGCCCACGCAAUCAUGAUUGAGGUGAAUGAUUCUUUUGGGGACGAAGCUACAUUUAAGCUUAAAUCUGCAGAUAUCGUUCAUAAAAUGAGCACUGCCUUCUCCACCGGGCAUUCAGCCGCCGGCACAAGGAAGGCCAUUGCCGUGGCCAGCGAUGCAAGACUUCAUCUUAGCAUACCGGUUACUUUUUUGGAUAUUGGCUUGGAACGGAAACAUCCAGCUCUCCUCUUCAGUUCCUAUGUCAAGACUUUGGCAGAUCUGGGGCAACUGGAAGUUCUACAUGCUAAUGCAGAUCUUGGCAAAUUUUGGGAAACGAUGCAGCCACUGCGGUCUGGCCAUCCGGUGUAUGCUUUGCCUAGGGAAGACUGGGACCGUGUCAUACCCGUGUACUUAAUCGCCGAUGAAGGCCGAGGCUUGAGGCAUUCCGCGGUUAUGGUCAUGGGAUGUGAGCCACUGUUGGGAAACGGUUGCGAGGCCCAGGACGCAGCUACUGCAGCUGAGCCCUUCAAGAUGAACUUCACUGGCAAUACGUACCGUACUCGGCAAUUAUUUAGUGUUCUUCAUAAAACCAAGUACUUGAAAGGCGAGGUGGCUUUGCAUCGGCUAGUGACUCAUUGGAGCGAGGAUCUUCGUUUGUGUUUCGAUGGCAUUCAGUUGUCGGGCACAUUAUGGAGAGUCGCCGUAAUUGGCUUGAAGGGCGAUUGGCCAGCUCUCGAUAAGCUGGGUCGCUUGAACCGUCACUUCCGGCGGGAGGCUUACCCGCACGGACAAGGCAUCUGCCACUUAUGCAUGGCCAACACGGCCGUGUGUCCACAGUGGCACCAGCAUUGCUUUGCCACUCUGGUAGACUUCGAGCUGGUUGGGUCCGACAAAACUGGUGUGGAGCCGAGCCUGGCCUUUCUGUAUGAGGAGAUGAAGGAUUUCGCUGCAAUGAAGGGUUUGUACCUGCACAUGACCGGCCUCACAAAGAAGCUUGUUGGCAUGGCCACUUCUGCUGAUUUUCCUUCAGGGACUCUUGCCUUCCAAAGCAGUUUAUAUGCUUUCCCACUACUUUUGCCUUUCACAUUCAGUGGUUUGCUAGGAGACUAUAGUUUGAAUCCACUGUAA